Molecule: messenger RNA, 806 nt
Organism: Arachis stenosperma
Lineage: Eukaryota; Viridiplantae; Streptophyta; Magnoliopsida; Fabales; Fabaceae
Product: calcium-binding protein CML37-like
Exons: 1
Coding region: 178-600 (140 amino acids)
Molecular function (GO): calcium ion binding
Source: RefSeq, a predicted model, not a curated record
AAUGUUUCACACACUUAGCCAAAGAUCACACUAGAUAGUACAAUUUCUCAUUUUCCAAAAAUUUGAUCACUUUGUAGUUGAGCACCAUAAAGAGUGUUGAAUUUGAUCAUUACAAAGUGUUUUUUUUUUGUUUGUUAAAAGAUCUCAAUUCGAAGAGCAGAUUCUGUGUUUUGAAACAUGGGAAGGGACAUGAAAUAUGAGCGUGUUCUUAGAUAUUUUGAUGAAGACGGCGACGGGAAGGUUUCGCCGUCGGAGCUAAAGCAGAGGGUAAGCAAGAUGGGAGGAGAGAUAUUGUUGAAGGAAGUGGAAAUGGUGAUUGAGGAGUUGGAUUCGGACGGCGAUGGAUUGCUGAGUAUGGAGGACUUUGUUGCUUUGAUGGAAGGUGGUGGAGAAGAAGAGAAGAUCAAGGACUUGAAGAAAGCAUUUGAGAUGUAUGAUACUGAAGGGUGUGGAUUCAUAACACCUAAAAGCUUGAGGAAGAUGUUCAAGAAAAUGGGUGAGAAAAAGUCCAUUGAUGAAUGCAAGGUUAUGAUUAAUCAGUUUGAUUUGAAUGGAGAUGGUGUGCUUAGCUUUGAAGAAUUCAGAAUAAUGAUGCAGUGAUGAAUGAUGAUUCUGCCUGUUUUUUUUUUUCUUCUGUAUAUUGAUUCCAUUGAUUUAUUUGUACAUAAUGCAACUCCUGUCAUGCUUUCUCAUAAAAAAUAAUGUUAAGGGAUUCAUGUAUAUUUGAGAGAGUAUAUACAAUCAUUUUGUUAAGGCUAAAGAUGUAACGUUUUUGUUUAUGCUAUUUCCUCCAAGUUUUAAGUUCA